UUUCAAAUGUUUGUUUUUACCCGGAAGCGUCCGACCUAGAAGCAAAGACUCGAUUUGUCUCAAGAAAACUUAAAAGAGAGAUAAAAAUGAAUUAAGAGCCAAUAGUUUGGGGUCUGAAGUUGACAUUAGGCAUGAAAGCAACAGCUAAACAUAAGGUGGUGACAUCGGGGAGAUUGACCGGUGGAACCAAUGUGGCAAAGGCCAGGCGAUUGGUGACUCCAGCGGCACAACCCGAGCCAGCCUACUCUCUGUACUCCACUGAGUCUGAGGAUCAGGUCACUUCUCUUCACAAAGGUCUGGAUCGCUGUGCUGCUCUGCUCAGUGACAUUCUUCAAGCUGAAAAGAGAGUUUCACCCAGCCCUUCAAGAGCAGCAGCAGGUCGGACACUAAAAUCAAGGCCUUCCACCUCACUGGGCAAAAAGAGCAUGAAGAAACUGACUAAAAAGACAGUCCAGAAGACUCCUCAGUCAUCUCAGUGUAACAGCACUACUCCUAAAAGAGCUCAAAAGUUCACUGCUCCGCCUCCGCAUAUGGGAGUUAAGCUGCACCCACCGAGACGGCCUACUCCCCAAAAAGCUGGCGCCUCCCCCUCAAUCUGUCCAACUAAGCCCCAUACUCACACCCCAUCACCUCAACCCCAGUCUUCUGUCCUACUGUCUGUGCUCCAGUCGUCUUCUCAGCCCGGCCGGAAGCCUUUCCGUCAGACAGAGUGUAAUGAUGUGGAAGAGGAGACUGUCCCUGUGAGAGACACCGACAACCAGCUGCCUCUCAAAUCGAACUCCCCUCAUGUUCUUGAUGGUUCUGUGAAGCUGUCAAAUGCCUGUCUGGAAUCUGGAGGUAACAGUGAAACCCCGCAGGUCAUAUUUAGCUGCACGGAGAAGGAGGUGAAGGAGAGGACAGCAGAGUAUCUUCUGGGACAACUGAAGACUCUGAUCGCUGGACAAGGCAGUGUAGCUGAGAACUUGCUCAGUCGUCUGGAGGAAGUGAUGUCGUCACCAGUGCUGUCACUGAGUGACAGUUCAUUAAAUGUCCAGAGAGACGGUGUUUCAGAUUUGUCGUCACUGCACAGACAGAACAUUCAGCUGCAGAGGGAGGUGAUGAUUCUGAACCAGCGGUUGAUGGAGAAAGAGAUGGCAGGAAUCCAGGGUAACACAGAGACACUCUACAUUCCUCAGGUGACAGCUGUAAUGAAGGAGCUCACUGCAGCUCAGUCCCGACUGCAGGAGCUGCAGCACGAUCUGAAGGAGCUACGGGAAGCUCUGCAUGACACACAGGACAAACUGAAGAGUCAGGAGGCACACAACAAAGUUAUUACAACAGACUUGGAAGCAGCUCGCAGCAGACUGGUUGAUGUGGAGAGAGAGAAGAACAAGUUCUCUAUACUGGCCCAACAAAGACUGGAGGAGAUGGAGAACCUGAAAAGGAUGCUCCAAAGUCAGAAAUCACCAGAUUGUCCUCCAACUAUGAUCAGAUCUGUACUGACGACACCACGUCAGACUCCAUCAGAACACAUCGCUCACUACCUGAGGUCGCUAAGCCUGCUGGGAUCCACACACGCUGACCAGGAGACAAGAGGCCACAGCCAUGAUUUGGACGCCCAAGCUCCUCCUGUCCACCAUUGUCACGGUUCACAGGCAACUGGACAGCAGCUGGACUCAACCCUGUCCCAGUGCGACACAGAAUCAGAAUUGUGCAACUGGAGCAUGAGGUCAGACUCCACCUUUGACACCAGAGACGAGGUGGCGUUCAAAGACGGCCUGGCAGCUCUGGACGCCAGCAUCGACAGUCUGUGGAAGAACCUUCAGCUGGAGUUGAGGAGGUGAAAUCUGUCCCCGGUUUAAGAUCCGUUUUUUUAAUAUUUUUAUUUUAACAUUCGUCAUCUGGAAUUUGAAAUAAAGCAAUAUCUAACAUUA
Messenger RNA from Cynoglossus semilaevis (tongue sole), 1913 nucleotides. It is a transcript of the gene ccdc14, whose product is annotated as coiled-coil domain containing 14. Bases 132 to 1823 code for a protein of 563 amino acids. Gene Ontology annotation, cellular component: centriolar satellite. Gene Ontology annotation, biological process: protein localization to centrosome. The transcript has 11 exons. Lineage: Eukaryota; Metazoa; Chordata; Actinopteri; Pleuronectiformes; Cynoglossidae. The record is from RefSeq and is a predicted model, not a curated record.